AUGAAGGUUAAGGUUGCAAAAACUAAUAACGUGCUUUUUAGGGCAUACAAUGCCUACCGCAACUACACCCCAAUUCAUGUUUUGACGGCCAAUGAGACAAUUAUCUUCAAUUCUAUCGUGUUUGCUCUAGUAACCGGUCUUUUAUACUGGGCUAUGUUUGUCGUUCCCUCAUGGCUUGUCUUCCUUGGAGAGAGAGCAAUCUACUACAUCACGGGCCAAACAAUAUCCAUCUCGUUGGUCUUCUCGUUUAUUGUCAGACAACUAUUAUUCAGCCCCAAGCAACCAGCUCUACGUUCCAAUCUGUCCAACAGUAUGCCUGCGGACUUUUACCGUAAGAAGUGA
Messenger RNA from Candidozyma duobushaemuli, 342 nucleotides. RefSeq lists its product as uncharacterized. The transcript has a single exon. The coding region runs from base 1 to 342 and encodes 113 amino acids. The record is from RefSeq and is a predicted model, not a curated record. Lineage: Eukaryota; Fungi; Ascomycota; Pichiomycetes; Serinales; Metschnikowiaceae.